Molecule: messenger RNA, 500 nt
Organism: Gilbertella persicaria
Lineage: Eukaryota; Fungi; Mucoromycota; Mucoromycetes; Mucorales; Choanephoraceae
Exons: 3
Coding region: 142-429 (95 amino acids)
Source: RefSeq, a predicted model, not a curated record
ACAAGUAUCCUGUAUUACCUUAAACUUUGUAUAAAAGCACAACAUUCAUGUUUUUCCUUGUUUUGUUUCUUUCAGAUCCAAGUAUUAAACCAAAGUCUACUCUAUCAAAGAAUUCUUUAUCGUAUUCCUUCAUAAAGUCUAAUGCCUCCCUAUUCUUCAAUUCAAACAACACCUUCUUCUUCAACUGCGCGAGUGGAGCAAUUGUCAGUACAGCAAAUUCAAGCUAUUAUUCAAGAUAAUCAAAUGCUUCAAAAUGAAUUAGAUGCUCUUCAUUAUCAAUUCCAAAUGGAAAAAAUGGAUUUACAGAGACGCCUAAGGCAUUUAGCAGCUCGCGUGCAAUACUUGGAAGGAGUCAAGUGUUCGCCUGAGGAAGAUAUGAAGCCUUACACCAUACACAGUAGAAGCAAAAGAUUAUUACCCAGUCGAUGAAUCAUCUGACACAAUGAUCCACAAUAACAACAAAAGAGGAUCUAGGCGCUCAAGAAGAUAUUCAAUUCAUC